AUUUUGAAAUGUUGUUGUUAAAGUUAAUGUUAGAUUAGUAAACAAUAGCAACAGCAGCUGUAGCUGUAGCAACAACAACAUCUAGUUAAAUAGCAAAAACAACCUAAAACUAUGUUGAAUCAACAUAAAAAUGUUUUAGUAUAAAUUAAUCAAUGAUGAACAUCAGCAACAUCAGUACCAACGACUUCUUCAGACGGUUAACUUGAUUUACUCACAAAAAACUAAACCACCGUUUAAAAUGAAAUUCUUCAUUGCUUUUGCUCUUUUGGCUGUUGCCUCUGCUGAUGUAAGCCACUUGUCCAGGACAUACUUGCCUCCUGUACACAGUGCUCCUGCUGUCCACUAUUCUGCCCCUGCUGUUCAUCACAGCUACUCGGCUCCUGCUGUUGAAACCGUCCAUCACUCCGCACCAGUUGUUCACCAAACUUACUCUGCUCCCGCUGUACACACUGUUGCUGUUCAACACCACCAUCACUCUGCUCCAGCCCCAGCACCAGUUAACGAAUACUUGCCUCCCGUACAAGAAACCUACUCUGCUCCAGCUGUACAACAGACUUACUCCGCCCCAGCUGUUCAACAAACUUAUUCUGCUCCAGCUGUUCAACAAACUUACUCCGCCCCAGCUGUCCAAACCACCUACUCUGCUCCCUCUGUAAGCUACUCUGCCCCAGCUGUUCAACAAACUUACUCCGCACCUGCUGUCCACUACUCUGCACCAGCUGUUCAGACCACCUACUCUGCCCCAGCUGUACAACAACAAACCUACUCAGCUCCCGCUGUCCACUACUCCGCUCCAGCUGUUCAAACCACCUACUCUGCCCCAGCUGUACAACACCACCACUCAGCUCCCUCUGUCAGCUUCUCCAGCGGUAGCUCUGGUACUCAAUACGCUUCCAACGGUGGUUAUGUUUACAGAAAGAAUAAUAAUGGGGAGAAUUUCAAUUAUUUGAGAAUUAAAGAUCUAAUUUAUGCUAAUCAUGUACAGAGAGGGAUCAUCAGUAUAAACUCAACGUUUGUAAGCUGUACAACCGAAAAAAAAACUUUCUUUGUUAUUACGAUGGCUGCUUUGGCCACAUUAGCCUGUGCUGAUGUCAGCCAUUUAGGCAGUUAUAAUUAUCCUGCUCCUGCUUCUACCGAAGUUGCCGCCUAUACACCUAAACAGUCAUCGGCAGGUCAGAGCUAUAGUCAACAGAGUUAUAGUCAAUCGCAAUCUCAUGCUCAAAUUGAAUCGAUCAAAGCUUCCGUGCCAGUAGCUAGCUUUUCUAUACAACAAACUCAGGGGCAAGAACAAAGCUUUGGUUCACAAAGCCAUUCAAAUGCUCAAGCUGCUGGAUCUUACAACUAUAAUGCUCCCGUUCAACAACAGCAGCAACAACAACAUUACUCUGCACCAGUUCAACAACAAUCGUACUCUGCUCCUGCACCAGUACAACAACAGUCGUACUCUGCUCCUGCACCAGUACAACAACAACAACAAUCAUACUCUUCUCCAGCUCAAUCUGAACGCUCUUAUUUGCCUCCUGCACCACAACAACAGUAUUCAGCUCCAGCUCCAGUACAGCAACAAAGCUACUCUGCUCCAGCUCCCAGCCCAGUUCAAUCUUACUCUGCUCCCGCCCCAGCUCCAGUACAGCAACAAAGAUACUCUGCUCCAGCUUCAGUGCAACAAAGCUAUCUCCCUCCCGUGCAACAACAGCAAUCAUACUCUGCUCCAGCCCCAGUACCACAACAAUCAUACUCUGCUCCUGCCCCAGCUCCCCAACAAACCUACUCUGCUCCCGCUCAAGUACAACAAAGCUACUCUUCUGCCGGUCAAGUUCAAGAGCAAUCUUUUGAAGUUAAUGAGCAACAACAAUCCUUCGGAGGUGUUGAAUCAACUGGCGCCGUAGACAAUGGUGCUUAUAAUUAUCCUGCUCCUGGUCAACAAAGCUACUCAGCUCCUGCUCCCGCACCAGUUCAACAGAGCUACUCUGCUCCUGCCCCCGCACCUGUUCAACAACAAUACUCUGCUCCUGCCCCAGCUCCUGUACAACAAUCUUACUCUGCUGCAGUACAACAAUCUCAAUCAGCUGCUGUAGAAGGUGGAUCUUAUAGAUACCAAUCUGCUACUCCAGUACAAUUAUUCUCCGCUGCUGCCCCAGCUCCAGUGCAACAACAAUACUCCGCUCCUGCCCCAGCUCCAGUACAACAACAAUACUCUGCUCCUGCCCCAGCUCCUGUACAACAACAAUACUCUGCUCCUGCCCCCAGCUCCAGUACAACAAAGCGUAGAAGUGGUUCUUAUAACUAUCAACCUGCUGCUCCAGUACAACAACAAUUCUGCCCUGCACCAGUACAACAACAAUACUCUGCUCCUGCAUCAGUACAACAAACUGUCAGCACUUCCUCCGCUGCUGUAGCAACAGGUUCAUAUAACUAUCAAGCUCAAGGACAAGUACAGCAACAAUCAUACUCAGCUCCUGCCCCAGCUCCUGUACAACAACAAUACUCUGCUCCUGUCCCGGCUCCAGUACAACAAAGCGUAGAAAGUGGUUCUUAUAACUACCAACCUGCUGCUCAAGUACAACAAUCCUACUCUGCUCCAGCUCCCGUACAACAAUCCGUUUCUACAUCCGCUGCUCCUCAAAAUGUACAAUACUCUGUACCUGCCCCACAAAAGAUCAGUUUCCCCACAUCGGCCCCGGCUCCAGCUGCCCCAGCACCAACCCCUGAAAUUGGUACAGUCUAUGGCAAGAAUGGCGGUUAUGUCUACCGUAAAUUCUAAUUGAAGAAUUUCUAUGAAAUUCUUUUCAAUUUGAAAAAGAAAGUUGUGAUCACUAAUAGAAUUGCUGCGCCAUGACACAAUUCUAAUCAUUAUUAUUUUGUUUUAUAUUAGCAUUUUUUUCGUGUUGUUAUUACUUGUUUAUAAUUUGUUUUUCUCAUUUAGGAUAAUUUUUUAUAACGAACGCAUUUAAUUAAGUAGUUCCAUUAAUAAAAGAAUUGUUUUUAAUUUUUUUGUUUUAAAA
This is a messenger RNA of Lucilia sericata (common green bottle fly), 3005 nucleotides long. RefSeq names its product flocculation protein FLO11-like. Gene Ontology annotation, molecular function: transcription coactivator activity. Gene Ontology annotation, biological process: positive regulation of transcription by RNA polymerase II. The record is from RefSeq and is a predicted model, not a curated record. Gene Ontology annotation, cellular component: RNA polymerase II transcription regulator complex. NCBI's taxonomy places the organism in Eukaryota, Metazoa, Arthropoda, Insecta, Diptera, Calliphoridae.